CUGGGUUGGGCCGGCCGACGGCGGGAGGUGCUGGGUCUGGAGCUUCACUAGGUGGGUGGGUGAUAGGAAAGCAGGAGGGGGUGGCCGCGACGGCCUUGGCUUCCCUCCGACUCUUCCCCCUCCUGAUAGGCGGACGAUGAAGAAGCUAUACAUUGGCAACCUGAGCCCGGCCGUGACUGCCGAGGAGCUCCGGCAGCUCUUCGGGGACAGGAAGUUGCCACUCACCGGGCAGGUCCUGCUCAAGUCCGGCUACGCUUUCGUGGACUACCCGGACCAGAACUGGGCCAUCCGCGCCAUCGAAACUCUCUCCGGUAAAGCAGAGUUGCAUGGCAAAGUCAUGGAAGUGGAUUAUUCAGUCCCCAAAAAAUUAAGAAGCAGGAAGAUUCAAAUCCGGAAUAUUCCUCCACAUUUACAGUGGGAGGUGCUAGAUGGUCUUUUAGCGCAACAUGGGACAGUAGAGAAUGUAGAACAAGUUAACACAGAAUCAGAGACAGCAGUUGUCAACGUUACAUAUGCAACAAAAGAAGAAGCAAAAGUAGCAAUUGAGAAACUUAGUGGUCACCAGUUUGAGAACUAUUCCUUCAAGAUUUCCUACAUCCCAGAUGAUGAGGUCAACUCCCCUCAGCCCCCCCAGAGAUCCCGCCGUGGGGGCCACUCUUCCAGGGAGCAGGGCCCCUCCUCUGGGGGCUCCUCGCAGUCCAAACAGCAUGAUUUCCCACUACGGAUCCUGGUCCCCACGCAAUUUGUUGGUGCAAUCAUAGGAAAGGAGGGCUUGACCAUAAAGAACCUUACUAAGCAAACCCAGUCCAAGGUAGACAUCCAUCGAAAAGAAAAUGCUGGUGCUGCCGAGAAACCAAUAACCAUUCAUGCCACCCCUGAAGGGUGUUCAGAAGCAUGUCGCAUGAUACUUGAUAUUAUGCAGAAGGAGGCUGAAGAAACAAAAUCGGCUGAAGAGAUUCCUUUGAAAAUCUUAGCACACAACAGCUUGGUUGGAAGAUUGAUUGGCAAAGAAGGAAGAAACUUGAAGAAAAUUGAGCAAGAUACGGGGACCAAAAUCACUAUUUCUCCUUUGCAGGAUUUAACCAUUUAUAACCCUGAAAGAACCAUCACUGUGAAGGGUACCAUUGAGGCCUGUACCAAUGCUGAAGUAGAGAUAAUGAACAAACUGCGGGAAGCCUAUGAGAAUGACGUGGUAGCAAUCAAUCAACAAGCCAAUCUCAUCCCUGGACUUAAUCUCAAUGCAUUGGGCAUCUUCUCAACAGGUUUAUCCAUGCUUCCCUCAGGAGCUGCAGCCCGUAGACCUGCUAUUACUGCUCCCUACAACCCUUUUGCUAGCCAAGCAGCAUACCUUUCGGGCCUUAAUGGAGCCUCGCUGACUGGCACAUAUCCCCAUCUGCACUCCUUGCCAGAGCAAGAAGUGGUGAAUUUGUUCAUCCCAACACAGGCAGUAGGUGCCAUUAUUGGAAAAAAGGGCCAACACAUUAAGCAGCUAGCAAGAUUUGCAGGUGCUUCAAUCAAGAUUGCACCAGCUGAGAGUCCAGAUGCCAGUGAGAGGAUGGUUAUAAUUACAGGGGCCCCAGAAGCACAAUUCAAGGCCCAAGGACGGAUAUUUGGAAAACUGAAAGAAGAAAACUUUUUCAAUCCAAAAGAGGAAGUGAAGCUUGAAGCUCACAUCAAGGUGCCUUCUUCUGCAGCAGGUCGAGUGAUAGGAAAAGGUGGCAAAACGGUGAAUGAACUACAGAAUUUAACUAGUGCAGAAGUAAUUGUACCACGUGACCAAACUCCUGAUGAAAAUGAGGAAGUUGUUGUCAAAAUAAUUGGUCACUUCUUUGCCAGUCAGACUGCUCAGCGCAAGAUCAGGGAAAUUGUCCAGCAAGUGAAACAGCAGGAACAGAAACAUCCACAAGGCACCCCGGCCUCGCAGCGCAGCAAAUGAGGCUGCAGGGUGCUGGCCAGCAACAACUGAUGAAUGUAGCCCUUCCAACACAUGAUAGAAUCACCGGACCAGGGAGCAAACCAAAGACUAUCUGACGGCAUCCAAGUCUGCCCAAGAGGCUGGGGCUCUACAGAGGACAUCCAGUACCCAGGGAGUGGGAAGGGAUGGGCUUCAGCCAGCAGGAACUGCCUCUCUCACCCCAUAGUCUCAUGGAGUCUCUCUAACAGUACAACGCUAUCCCUUUAGUUGGACUAACAUAGGCAGAAAUUUUGCAAAAAUUGUCUGUACAUGUAUGUACAUACUAGGAAAGCAUUUUUUUUUUACACAGUGCAUGAGCUGCUGCACCAGAUAGCAUUAAUAUAUUUUAGAAUUAAUCUAGCUAACUAACUCCAGUCUUUAAUUUUUUAACAAUUAAAUUUUUUUUUAGAAAAAGCCAGCUUUUCUAGACUAAAAUUAAAAGGCUAGUCCGUUAUGGGUUUCUAACAGAAAGUAGGAUGGGGAUGUAGGAUUGGCAGAACAAAAUUGAACGAGACUCAAAGGUGAACAAUACUUUGAAGGACGUCAGGAUGAUUAAUGGUAGCAGCACAUCAUCAUAGAUUGCCUGUUAAGUGCCAACAGAAGGGAUACCGUCUUGUUAGCAGAGGAAUCUCUAUGCAUUUCUUUCUCCAGCUCAUGUGAUCUUCUCUUUGCUUCACAGAUCUCAAACUGGUUUUUGCAUACAGUCUCUCAUUUUGUACCAGGGUGCAAUCCUCCAAGUACAUGCACAUGUGUACGUGUA
This is a messenger RNA of Thamnophis sirtalis, 2714 nucleotides long. RefSeq names its product insulin like growth factor 2 mRNA binding protein 2 (gene IGF2BP2). Lineage: Eukaryota; Metazoa; Chordata; Lepidosauria; Squamata; Natricidae. Gene Ontology annotation, molecular function: RNA binding. The record is from RefSeq and is a predicted model, not a curated record.